Messenger RNA from Lolium perenne, 785 nucleotides. RefSeq lists its product as uncharacterized. The record is from RefSeq and is a predicted model, not a curated record. NCBI's taxonomy places the organism in Eukaryota, Viridiplantae, Streptophyta, Magnoliopsida, Poales, Poaceae.
UGGAUUGAGCUCCACCACAUGCAAGCCGCAGAACAUGCAGAGCCUCACGCAAAUCUCUCGUUAAAUCUAUCAUCACUGCAGGCCCCAACCUUGGUUAACUUCCUUCUCGAUCGACCCCCUCGCAGGAAUAAUAUAAUCCUCGCAUCUUCUCUAAGAAAUUAGGCAGAGCUCUCGUAUCAUCGUCGUCAAGGCGGCGCACCGAUGGCGGCAUCCGUGCGCACAUGGCUGGUGGUGGCGGCGCUGGCGUGUGCCCUAACGCUGCUGCUGCGCUCGGCGGAUGCGCAGGCAGCCGGCCCUACGACGGCGUCGCCGGCACAGAAGCCCGUGUGCGUUCCGGGCGCCAAGACGCCGUGCCGCGUGGGCGCGCUGCCGCGCGACCCGGAGAACCAGGAGGAGGAGGGCAUGUUCAACGUCAAGGCGAGGGCCCCGAGCGGCGCGGGUGACACCGACAGCGACGACGACUACACCGACCCCGACCAGCCCAAGGACCCCGACCAGCCCGACGACGACGACCUCGUCGUUCUCGGUCACUGAACCAUACGAUCCACGGACCUGCCCGGCAUGAUCGAUCACGCUUGGCGACAGCCAGCUUGUAUGUUGGGCUGGCCUUGCAUGUGCUGUUUAAUUCUUCAGCUACUUUGUGGUUGCGCUCAUGAUGUUGUUCAGAGGUAUGCUAUUGUACGAUCCUUAGAACUUUGAAAAGGGCUUUCGUACAGUAAGAUUUGGUUACACGAAUUAAUCCCUAAUAGAUGAUUUCCCGCGAGUUGCGGCGAGAAUUUGUAGCA